AUGGGCGACGGCCUACCUUCCAGUUUUGAUGCCAUUGUCGUUGGCACUGGCUUAACAGAAAGUAUUGUCGCCGCUGCUCUAUCUCGGAUCGGCAAAUCAGUCUUACAUAUAGACAGGAACGCCUACUACGGAAGUCGCUGGUCGUCUUUUAGUCUUCGCAGCCUACAGAACUGGGCCGAGACUUUAGGAUUUGGUGAGAAUCUCCAACAGGUGGAAGGUAACAGUACUGAAGAGAAGCAGCAGCAGCAACAACAACAACAAAAAAGUCCACCAGUUGACACCAACAGCCUUCUCCAAGACGGAGAGGCUUCUUUGACGAUUCCCAGAUCGGACGAAGGAGUCUCCAACGUCCAUCUGUCUUACAACCACAUUUUUAAAGGUGGUGGGAACGACGACAAAACUUGUGAAAAUGGUACUGUCGAAUGCCAAGUUACGUCCAAACCAGCUGAAGGGGCCCAAGAUGGGGAAGAACCCUCCGAGUGCCCCGAACAGCAGCAGCAGCAGCAGCAGCAGUCGGGAAAUGAUAAUGAAGGUAAAGAGGAAAAAAGCCCACACGCGGAAUGCCCAGCGGAUACGGAGGAGGCGGCGACCAAAGACAGAGUACUCGAAAUCGACGAUCAACUUACUGCUGCUUCUGCUCCUGAAAACAAAAAAAGCACCCCAGAGCACGACACCAACAAAAGACCAGAAGACCAAAAAGUAGAUGAGGAGAGUUUGCAACAAAAAACAGGGCAGAGCCACCCCAAAAGAUGGACUGUUGAUGAAUUUGAAAAGCAGUGGAGACGUUUCAACUUUGAUUUGGCACCACGAGUGUUAUACAGCAGUGGUGAUAUGGUACGAUUACUAAUACAGUCGGACAUCUCUCGAUAUUGUGAGUUCAAGUUGGUAUCUCGCAUUCUUACUAUUCAUGAUGAUCAAGUGCAGUGUGUUCCAUGUUCGAGGGCACAUGUAUUCAACUCCAAAGCUGUAACGAUGCUUGACAAAAGAAUGAUGAUGAAAUUUGUUAAAAUAUGUCUUGGAGAAGAAACGGAUGAUUUGAUCGAGGAGUAUGCUGACAAACCUUUCACUGAAUACCUCAGUAAGAAAUUCUCUCCAAUUGUUAAACACUACAUCUACAAAGCGAUAACAAUGACCAAAGAAAAUACUAGCACAACAGAGGGUAUUGCAUUAGCUAAAAAAUUCUUUUCAUCAGUUGGCCAUUAUGGAAACCUUCCCUUCAUAACCCCUAUUUAUGGGGUUGGAGAGCUUCCACAAGCCUUCAGUCGGAUGUGUGCUGUCUGGGGAGGUAUUUACUGUCUGAACUUGUCUGUGGAUUCAAUUCUCACUAAUAAUGAUAAAGUCACUGGAAUUAUUACAAAUGAAGGACAGAGAAUAGAAUGGGAAGAAAAUAAAACCGAGGAGACAUCGACAAAAGAAGAUGAUUCUAAAGAUGAUGAUAAAUCAUCUGCAGAGGGAAACAUUGCUUCUGGAGAUGAAAAGUCUGCUGAAGUAAAUGUGGAAGGAGUUGAGCCAGACUUGGCAAAGCUGAAGCUGGAUGAAGAUGAAAAGAAAUCCGAUGACUGA
This is a messenger RNA of Acanthosepion pharaonis, 1563 nucleotides long. The record is from the annotation of a GenBank genome assembly. Lineage: Eukaryota; Metazoa; Mollusca; Cephalopoda; Sepiida; Sepiidae.